AUGCUCGGAUCUUCAAGAUUGAUUUGUAAAGCUGAUACCGCUGACCGAUCCAUCCGAUUCCUUUCGGAAAAAAGCCGGCUGGACAUAGAUCAAGCUGUGGCAGCGGCCCCGAUUGUCGUCUUCAUGAAAGGUACGCCCGAGAUACCACAGUGUGGUUUCUCGCGCGCGAUCAUCCAAAUCCUAGGACGAGAAGGAGUGGACCCCGGUAAUUUCGUGGCGUUCGAUGUUCUAAAGGAGCCGGGGCUACGAGAAGACAUUAAGAUGUACUCUAAUUGGCUGACUAUCCCACAAAUGUACCUGAAUCAACAAUUUAUCGGAGGCUACGAUACCUUGAUCGAGAUGCAUAGGUCUGGCAAUCUGAAAAUGAUGCUCCAAGAGAAUGAUGGAAUAUCGGAUCGAGCAGAGAUCGCCCCUCAUCAUCUGUUGAAGUUGCUUCCUCCAGUGUAG
Messenger RNA from Penicillium concentricum, 447 nucleotides. Its product is annotated as monothiol glutaredoxin family protein. Lineage: Eukaryota; Fungi; Ascomycota; Eurotiomycetes; Eurotiales; Aspergillaceae. The coding region runs from base 1 to 447 and encodes 148 amino acids. The transcript is spliced from 3 exons. The record is from RefSeq and is a predicted model, not a curated record.